Molecule: messenger RNA, 4639 nt
Organism: Mirounga angustirostris (Northern elephant seal)
Lineage: Eukaryota; Metazoa; Chordata; Mammalia; Carnivora; Phocidae
Product: testisin-like
Exons: 5
Coding region: 2117-3226 (369 amino acids)
Biological process (GO): proteolysis; acrosome reaction
Molecular function (GO): serine-type endopeptidase activity
Source: RefSeq, a predicted model, not a curated record
GUACGGAGGGGACACCUGAUGAAGCGCAUGGUCAGGGCCACUCCUGGGCCACUGACGUCCCCACUGUUGCUCCUCCACGCCACUGCUCCCGGGCCAGGAGACCUGGAGGCCCUCUCGGGCAGCAACAACAGGGACCUGGAGAACCAGAGCCGCUCCGGGGAGACGCUCCGCCAGUCCGCAUCCCUCCUUUUCUACCUCUUCUCCUUCUACCCCUCCCUUCCUUGGCUCUCCGUCAACCCUUCAGUUCCACAUACACCAAGCCUGUCACACACAGGCCCUGGAGGCCGACAGCCAGAAGCACAUGUGACCAAACGUCAUUUUGCAUAUUGCUAACUUCUAGGAAGAAAAUACAGGGGGAGCAGUGAGAUGGACAGUCAGGGGGGCGGGAGGGGGGCGUGGAGCUCGCUGCAGAUGGGAAGGGAGCAGAGAAAGCUUGGCUGAGGGGUGACGUUAACACCAAGAUCUGAAGGCCACCAAGAAGCCUGCCAUGUGACCAUCCGGGAGAGGAGUCUGCAGGGACAGGCCACCCCAGGCUGGAGCAAGCUUGGAGUUCACUAGGAAAAGACAGCUGGGGAGGGGGCAGGAUUUUGGGGGAGGUGGUCAGAGGGGCUGUUGAGGGCUGGGGGGAGCCUGGACCUGCGGCUGGAGCGAUCCUCUGGGCUCUCCGUGCAGCACCAGCAGGCCGUCGGGGGCACCCAACUUGGGCAAUGUGCCACGCUGGGCCCCAGCCACAGGGAGCUCACAGGAGACUGGCCAGUUACAAGUGCUGUGGUACCAAGGGCCACAGAGGCGGAGCAUGUUAGCGAAAAUCUUGCUCCCUUGCCGUGCCUGGGGACCCAGGCCCUACCCAGCCAUGUCCUCCCACAGGGAACUGUUCUGUCCCUGAGUCCACCCGGCUGAGCCCGUGCCCGCCGCCCCUCACUCUGCAGGUGACUUGAUGGGGGGCACACCAGCAUGCAAAGUCAACGGGGUGAGGUGACAGCCCAGCUUCAAUCCCUGGGGAAAUUUCCGUGGUCACCCAGCACCCAGAAUCUCUCACUAGCGGCGCCCUUGAUGUGCCUGGCCAAGGGCACCACAGGGAGCUCUCCUCCCGGUCCUCCAGGGAGGGGUGCUGACUCUGCCUGCUCCCGUCUCCAGCACCUGACCCCUUGGUCACUCGCCACCAGGCCCAGCUGAACUUGGGCUAGGCCCAAGACCAGGGCUCCCACAGAGUGGACACCUAGGGACACCCCUGCCUAUCCAGACUGGCCCCCUCCCCUGCUGGAGGGGCCCCAGAAGCCAAUGCUGGCAAACUCACGACUUUCUGAAUCCCACCACAUCCCUGGCAGUGCUCAGGACACAGACAGGGGCACCAACAAGGCACAGUCCUUCCAGAAGCCCCAUUGAGAGCGUCACUGGUCACAGGGACUCUGGGAUGGAUAACCUCGUGUUGUCUCUCUCAUUUAGGCCAUUUUUCCCCCCAAGGACCCCAGGCAAGAAAGAAAGUUUGCAAAAGGCAGUUUCAACCUCCAAAAUUUAAAUUGGAGGAGGAUGAGGAGGGCUGGGGCUUGCCACCAGGGGACAGCCUGGGUUGGCAGCGACUAGCCUGGCUGUGGACUCAGGGAGGGACGAGACCCGAGACCACCAUUUCCCCAAGAAAAGAAGAAAGGGAUCUUUUUUUCUUGGCUCAGACCCAUCCUGCCAGGCCCCCGACGGGCGCUCAGGGAGGCCGUGUUAACGUGUUCUCACGGGAGUCCCGGCUGUGGGCCAGCCUUGGCCCUUCCCGGACGACGGGGUGCGUGGAGGAACGGGGGGCAACUGGGGGGCAACGGGGCGGGGGCGGCCAGGACCCCAGGGUCGCCCACAAGCAGGACCGUGUGGGCGCACGGUGGGGUUGGGGGACCCCGGCCGAGUCGAAGCUCCAAGCCGGCGGCGCCCUGAGGUCCGACGUUCGACGUUCCCCGACGGCAGGACCCCCCCCUCCCCCCGCACCCGGAGAGGUCCAGCCCCGGGCGGGGCGGGGGGGGGGGAAGGUGUGGGCCGGCGUGGCGGGCGCUCCCUCUCCCCCAGGGGGCGCCCCGGCCGGGCCCCGAGCGGGCGGAAGCAGAGGGGGCGCCACGCGGCGGGAGACGAGGCCAUGGGCGCGCGCGUCGGGGCGCUGCUGCUGGUGCAGCUGCUGGUGCGAGCGGAGCUCGGGAGGCAGGGUGAGCUCAGGCGGGGGCCGCGGGCCGGCGGGCGGGCGCCCGCGGACCACGUGGGGAGGGUCCCGGGGUCCCCGGGUCCCCCUGCGGCGCGACCCCCGACGCGCGCCCUUCCCCGUCCCCGAAGGGGAGCCCCUUCCCUUCGCGCAGGAGGGCGGGGUCCUGCCGCUCAGCCGUGUGUCCGUCUGUCCGUCCCAGGGCCCUGUGGCCAACGAACCGUUUCGACGCGCGUGGUGGGCGGAAAGGACUCGGAGCUGGGGCGCUGGCCGUGGCAGGGCAGCCUGCGUUUAUGGGGCUCCCACCACUGCGGAGCGAGCCUGCUGAACCGCCGCUGGGUGCUCACGGCCGCGCACUGCUUCGAAAAGCACAGUGAUCCCUUCGAGUGGUCGGUCCAGUUCGGGGAGCUGUCUGCCUCGCCGUCUCUCUGGAAUCUACAGGCCUACUACAACCGGUACAGUGUGGAGGAGAUCAUUUUGAGCCCCAUGUACCUGGGAGCUUCAUCCUAUGACAUCGCCCUGCUGAAGCUGUCCUCCUCUGUCACCUACAAUAAGUACAUCCAGCCCAUCUGUGUUCUGACCUCCUCUUCCGAGUUCCAGAACCGGACCGACUGCUGGGUGACCGGCUGGGGGGACAUCCAAGAAGAUCAGGUGCUGCCAUCCCCCUACAUCCUCCAGGAAGUGCAGGUCGGCAUCAUAAACACUGCCAUCUGUAACUACCUCUACACACAGCCUGCUUUCCGCCUUGACAUCUGGGGAGACAUGAUUUGUGCCGGCCAUGUCCAAGGUGGCAAGGACGCCUGCUUUGGUGACUCAGGUGGACCCCUGGCCUGUGAAAAGAAAGGGCUGUGGAUUCAGGUUGGAAUCGUGAGCUGGGGAUCAGGCUGCGGGAGGCCCAACCGGCCUGGUGUUUACACCAACGUCAGUAGGCACUUCAACUGGAUCCGGAGGCUGUUGGCCCGCAGCCCCAGCGUUCCCAGGCCAGCCCCCUGCCGGCCCCUGCUCCUCCUCCCUCUGCUCUGGCCUGCCUUCCUCCUGCAGCUGGCCUGAGCCCUGCAGAGCCCGGGAGAGUGGGGCCGUCUGCUAAGCCAGGCCCCGCUCCCUGGGUUCCUUUGCUAAUAAACACGUUUGCAUGUUGGAGUCUGUGCCUUGCGGAGCCUUCUGCGGCCCCGGGGGGCUCCCUGGACACCCGGUCACCCCAGCAGCACUCCCUAACUCCUAAAUCUUGCUCCAGCGGUCCGCACUAUUCAGGUUUGGGGGGCAAGCCACAGGACCCCCUCCGGUUAGUUGAGUCAGAAAGAUAAUUUAUGGGAGGACAUUAGUAGCCCCUGGGGAGACGAACGGGGGUGCCGGGAGGAAACGUCCUGAACCCCCCGGUGCUCGGGGCCCCCCACCAGACACUCCUGGUCUGACCUCCGUCCCUGAGGCCGACCUGGGACCAGAACUGGGGUGUAGGAAGUUGAUUUGGGAGGUGAUACCAGGAAGCCCCAGUGAAGAGGUUCCCGCUGUGGGCAACGGAGGCACAGUCCCGCUGGAGCCCGUGAGAAACCACAGCGGCACCUCGGCACCCGCGAAGCAAACCUCCCUGCUCACCCGUGAUCCUGGGAGGAAGGCUGGAACGGGGUUCUGCUUCCCCAAACGGGGGAGUGGUCAGACGCUGGUGGGCUGCCACAAACAAGACCAAAGUCCUUCCCGCCAGGCAGGAGGCUCCGUCUGCUCCCUCUCACCAGCUCCCUCAGAGGCCACCGCUGUGUCAGAUGCGGCGCCCCAUUUGUUUCCUUCCUGCCCUCCCCCAUGCCACACGCAGCAGGGCCAGCGGCUUCCUGGUGCUCCUGGGCUCCUGGCCAGGCUGGGCACCCCACCCCUGCAGGGACCCUACCACCUCCUGUUGCCCCUCACCCCUCGUGAGGCUCCCCCACACUUACAUGGCGCCUGUGUGACCGGCUCUGGCCUGACUUGGGGUCCUUGCAGGUGCCGUUUCCUUGGUCUAGAAUGUUCCCCCUUCUCCUGGUUGAGCCCUACUCUCCUCCAGGCCUCAUCUGAGACAUCGCUCCCUCCACUCUGUCAUCUGCUCAUCACACCCAUUAGGGUCCUUCAGGCCGGCUCUCCCUUUGUCACUAACUGGCCGUGGCCGUACCUUCCUGCAUGGGCGGUCCCGGAGCCUGUGCUGGCCCAGCAAUGACCACGCAGCCCUGUGCCCUUCACGGUGGAGACACCCCACAGCCCCACCCAGGAUCAGUGACGGGCUCCGGGAAGUCUGGCCACCCCCUCCUGUGGCACAGGCCACGCUGGACGUUUCCGGGCCCAGGGUGGGAGUCCUAGGGGACCAUCGACACUCCGCCCCGGGGGAUCAUCAUGGUGCAGCGCUGGGUCCCUGGUUCCUUCACCCCGUGGUGUCCCCCACCCUUGCUCUCCUGAGAUAGGCCGGAGAUGGUAAGUGCUCUCAGCCAUCCUGGGAAGGGA